GAGCGCGCCAAUGGCAGAGAGGAAACGGCACACUCGCAUUUGCACAGCCAUGUUACAAAUACGAGACAUGGUGACGGGGCGGCAUCUCCAGAGCUGUCUCCCGGUUACUCGCCGACGUGUCCCCGCUCGAGAGAAAUAUGCCCGAUCCCGCAAAAUCCGCCCCUGUGCCCAAGAAGGGCUCCAAAAAGGCCGUGACCAAAACCCAGAAGAAAGGGGGCAAGAAGCGCCGCAAGACCCGGAAGGAGAGCUACGCGAUUUACGUGUACAAGGUGCUGAAGCAGGUGCACCCGGACACGGGCAUCUCCUCCAAGGCCAUGGGCAUCAUGAACUCGUUCGUGAACGACAUCUUCGAGCGCAUCGCCGGCGAGGCGUCGCGCCUGGCGCACUACAACAAGCGCUCCACCAUCACGUCCAGGGAGAUCCAGACCGCCGUGCGCCUGCUGCUGCCCGGCGAGCUGGCCAAGCACGCCGUGUCCGAGGGCACCAAGGCCGUGACCAAGUACACCAGCUCCAAAUAGUGGCGGACAGAGGUGCGACACGAGGGGGGGGGGGAGGCACCUAACCGCCCCAGACAUGCUCUCUGAACCCCCCUGCACUGUGUCGGACAGCUGCGCUUGUGUUCUCCCACCAUCGCUGUCUUCGGAGAGAUCUGAUGCCAAAUGAACCCUGAAUGUCCUGUGGAACUGUAGCCUGCCAUUUUGUUUUAAAAACAGUGUUUCCCCCCUUUUCCCCCUGAACUGUAACGUUGUUUUUUUUUAACUAAUCCUAUAAUAAAUUCAGAACGAUUGUUAUUGGUGCUCUUCA
This is a messenger RNA of Scophthalmus maximus (turbot), 804 nucleotides long. RefSeq names its product histone H2B 3. Gene Ontology annotation, molecular function: protein heterodimerization activity; structural constituent of chromatin; DNA binding. The transcript has a single exon. Bases 138 to 518 code for a protein of 126 amino acids. Gene Ontology annotation, cellular component: nucleosome. NCBI's taxonomy places the organism in Eukaryota, Metazoa, Chordata, Actinopteri, Pleuronectiformes, Scophthalmidae. The record is from RefSeq and is a predicted model, not a curated record.